AUGAAGGAUGAUAUUAUGAAAUUCAUGCAAGAGUUUCAUGAUAAUGGUGUAUUGGGUAAUGGAAUCAAUUGUUCUUUUGUGACCCUCGUUCCCAAGAUAGUUAGUCCAGAAGCAAUUACAGACUUUAGACCUAUCAGCCUAAUCAGUUCAGUCUAUAAAGUGGUGGCUAAAGUUUUGGCCAACAGGUUGAAAUUAGUGUUGCCAAAAAUCAUUGAUAGAGUCCAAUCAGCAUUCUUAAGUGGUAGGAAUAUCAUGGAUGGUGUUCUUGUUGCAAAUGAGAUUGUGGACUGGUGGAAGAAGACUAACAGAAAGGGGCUAAUCAUUAAGUUGGAUUUCGAAAAAGCCUAUGACACUGUUAACUGGAAUUUCCUUCUUCAAAUGUUAGAGAAUUUUGGUUUUGGACCUACCUGGACCAAAUGGAUAAAGGAAUGCAUUUCUUCUGCUAGAGUGUCAAUUCUUGUUAAUGGAUCACCAUCACUAGAGUUUUGCCCUCAAAAAGGUUUAAGGCAAGGUGAUCCUUUAUCCCCUUUCUUGUUUAAUGUUGUAGCUGAGGGUCUGAAUAUACUCAUAUCAAGAGCUAAAGAUAUGGGUAUGUUUAGAGGUAUAUCUGUAGGUGCCAAUGGGUUGAAUAUAUCUCACUUACAAGUUGCUGAUGAUACAGUGCUGUUUUGUGAGGCUGAAGGGUCACAAAUUUUGGCUAUAAAAAGAAUCCUUAGGUGUUUUGAAGUAAUUUUAGGACUAAGGAUCAAUUUUGCCAAAAGUGUUGUGUGUGGGGUGGGUGUGGCAGAAGUGGAGGUUGAUGAGUUUGCAAGGAAAUUGAAUUGUCUAAGCACGAAAUUACCAUUGAAGUAUCUAGGAUUACCACUGGGAGCCAGCCCUAGCAGGAGCUUGACUUGGAGGCCAGUUGUAGAGUAUUUCAAGAAAAAGUUAACUGGGUGGAAGAGAAGAGUGUUAUCUUUUGCUGGUAGAGUCACACUCAUUAAGUCCGUGUUGUCUGCUUUACCUGUGUAUUACAUGUCUCUUUUUAAAAUACCUGUGUGUGUUGCAAAAGAGAUGGAUAGGAUUCAAGCAUCAUUUUUGUGGGGCGACUCUGAGCGUAGCAGCAAGUUGCAUUUAGUCAGGUGGAAUGAAGUGUGCAUGAGUGUGAAACAAGGAGGGCUGGGGAUCAAAAACAUCAGCUUAGCCAACGAUAGUUUGCUUUUAAAAUGGUGGUGGAGAUAUGGGCAAGAGGAUGAGGCACUAUGGAAGAUGGUUAUUUGCGAAAAGUAUGGUUCAGUUGGGAUUUGGAAAGACAUCUUAUCAGUGGCCCAGAGGAAUGGCAGUAUUCUCCAAUUUUACAAGGAUAAUGUGGAAAUCUUAAUAGGUAAUGGGCAAAGAAUUAGUUUCUGGAGAGACAAUUGGUUGGGUUCAACAAAUCUUUUAUGCCAAUUUCCUAGAUUAUUCCAGUUGGUUAUUGAUAAAGAGAUUUCCUUGAAUGUUCAGGUAGCCAGAAGAGAUAGUCAAUCUAGGUGGUUUUUCAAUUUCAAAAGACCACUUCGGGCUUGGGAAGAAGGCGAGUUGGUCAGAUUAACCACUGCUCUGGGGUCAGGCCCUCUUCUAAGAAGUGAUGUAGCUGACAGUUUGGGUUGGAAGGCUGCUCAGCCAGGUAUUUUUAAGGUUAAUGCUGUUUAUGCUUGGGGUAUGCUCAAUGAUGGUCCUACUCACAGAUCAGUUGAUCUUAUCUGGAAUAAUUUUUCCCCACCUAAAGCAAAAAUUUUUUCUUGGUUAGCUUGGAGAGGAAGACUGAAAACCAAAGAUUUGCUUCAUAGGUUUGGAAUUCUAGAGGGGGAAGAAGUCCUUAAUUGUAUAUUCUGUCAUGAGGUCAGAGAAUCUCUUGACCAUGUUAUGCUUCAUUGUUCUUUUACUUGGAAAAUUUGGUCUGCUAUUAUCGAUUGGUGGGGUAUUCAAUGGGUUAUUCCCAAAUCCAUAGAUGGUCUUUUAAUCUGGUGGAUGGGUUGGAAGUUUAGGAAAAAAGUAAAUCUGGUGUGGAAGACCCUUCCAGCAGCAGUGUUGUGGUCUGUGUGGAGUUAUAGAAAUAAGUGUGUGUUUAAGGCAGUCCAACCCAAUUUUCAGGCCCUGUGUGAAUGUAUCAAGGUGAGGUUAGCAAUUUGGAUAAGAUCUCAGUUCAGGGAUGCUUCAUUUUCAGUCAAUGAUGUCGUGUUUAAUUUUUCACAAGUCAGUUGUGUUGUUAGUCAGCUUUGUGAAUUGGCCAUUGUUGCUGCACAAUUCUGGUUUUGGCUGCAUAAUUCUGUGCUGCUAGUUGGCUAUAAAAUUCUGUUCUUCACUGAUGUUAGCUGGCUGCUAAUGGAGUAUUCAACAAUUUGCUGGAAGGAUUGCUUCCCUUCUUCUGAACAGUUGGCUGAUGUUGAUCUGUCUGGGCAUUUUGUUCUAACGGUUGCUGUCUGGGCAGUUUGGAUUUGGGUUGCACUAGGAGAGUGCAACAGUUUUGGGCCACAAAAGUUUUAUAGAAGUCUUGGCUUGGGUUUGCUGCUGAUUUUUAGUAGUCAUGAAGCAUUAAUUAAAUGGGCUUCUGACGUUGGGAAGGAGACUGGAUUUGUCAUUGUUAUAAAGACAUCAGAUGCGGGAGAUUUUAUGGGUAUUCGUGCACUUGAUAUUUUUAUGGAUAAUUUUACGGAUACUUUUUAUUCAGAAGAUGGUGGAGUUCUUGCAGAGUUCAGUGGGAAUUAUUCAUAG
Messenger RNA from Camellia sinensis, 2733 nucleotides. The record is from RefSeq and is a predicted model, not a curated record. NCBI's taxonomy places the organism in Eukaryota, Viridiplantae, Streptophyta, Magnoliopsida, Ericales, Theaceae.